UUGCUUCUCUCGCUCCCCUUCAGCCUCGCCAUGUUCUCGGGUUAAAUCUGUCGCCCCAGAUUUUUGUUAUCGCAGAAUAACUUUCAUCGCGCCGCUGACAGCUGUCAAAGUACCAAGAUGUCGAAUGUGUCUUACCACAUCUCCAACUUGUUGGAGAAAAUGACAUCUACUGACAAAGAUUUUAGGUUCAUGGCCACUAAUGACCUGAUGCUGGAGCUCCAAAAGGACAGCAUCAAACUGGACGAGGACAGUGAGAGGAAAGUGGUGACCAUGCUGCUAAAGCUGCUGGAGGACAAGAACGGGGAGGUGCAGAACUUGGCUGUUAAAUGCCUGGCCCCUCUGGUGAGCAAAGUGAAGGAGCCUCAGGUGGAGACGAUGGUGGACACGCUGUGUUCAAACAUGAUGUCGGACAAGGAGCAGCUGAGAGACAUUUCCAGCAUGGGACUGAAGACUGUGAUCGCUGAGCUGCCGCUGUCUUCGUCAGGUUUGACACUGACAAUCAGUGUGUGUAAGAAGAUAACCUCCCAGCUGAUUGGUGCCAUCGGGAAACAAGAAGAUGUGUCAGUUCAGUUGGAGGCCCUGGACAUCCUGUCGGACAUGUUGGGAAGGCUGAGCGGUGCACUGGUCAGUUUCCACAGCUCUCUGCUCUCCAGCCUGCUGCCUCAGUUAACCAGCGCCAGGAUGGCGGUCAGGAAGCGCUCCAUCUUGGCUCUCGGUCACCUGGUGCCCUGCUGUAGCCCCGCCCUCUUCUCCCAGCUGACUGAGCACCUUUUGACAGAGUUGGCCAAAGGUCCGCCCACUUCAAUGAUGAGGACAUACAUCCAGUGCCUGGCAACUGUUAGCCGUCAGGGCGGCCAUCGAGUCGGUGAGCAUUUAGAGAAGCUGAUCCCCAUGGUGGUUAAAUUUACCGGUGUGGAGGACGACGAGCUCAGAGAAUAUUGUUUCCAGGCCUUUGAAGCCUUUAUACGCAGGUGUCCAAAGGAGAUGUCUCCCCAUGUCGCCACAGUAACAAAGCUUUGUCUUAAGUUCAUGACCUUUGACCCCAACUAUAAUUAUGACAAUGAGGAGGAGGAGGAAGAAGAUAGCAUGGACAUAGAGGACGGACUUGAUGAAGAUUUCAUCCGGUGCUUCCUUUGUAAAUUCUGCUUUGUUGUGCUAAAAAAACGCAAGCUGUUUUAA
Messenger RNA from Micropterus dolomieu (smallmouth bass), 1179 nucleotides. Its product is annotated as cullin-associated NEDD8-dissociated protein 1-like. The coding region runs from base 118 to 1179 and encodes 353 amino acids. The transcript has 9 exons. Gene Ontology annotation, cellular component: nucleus. NCBI's taxonomy places the organism in Eukaryota, Metazoa, Chordata, Actinopteri, Centrarchiformes, Centrarchidae. Gene Ontology annotation, biological process: SCF complex assembly; protein ubiquitination. The record is from RefSeq and is a predicted model, not a curated record.